ACCAAUCUUGAUCUUCUCCGUACUGACGUAUUCCACGUAUCUGGAGGCGUUAGAAGAGUCAGUUUUCAAAGCGUGAUGGAGAGGACCGAUCAGAACCACGCUAGGGGUAUAUGCUUCGUGGUUUAUCUCACGCAGAGAAGUGGGAACCAUGUGAAUACAACAAUAAUUUAUAUGAGAUGGAAGCUUCCACUGGCGGGUAUUGUCAAGCUGCUGACAUUUAACUGAUCUGGUGAGGAGCGUAUAUGUAUUCUCACUCGGUAUAAAAGACGAUGAACCAGUCAUUAAAGAAGACAUCAAAAGCAUGCCUUGAGCAGAUCUGUUAUGGAGCGGGGGAGUAAAGUUUCAGGCAGUACAAGAAAGUAUGUCCAUCAAAGUGAGAUUUGAAAACAACAUCUUGAUGAUUCCCAUCCUAUGUGUGGAUGAUCAAUUUGAGGUGACUUUUCGAAACUUGGUUGCACUAGAGCAGUGCUCUUACGCUCAUGAGCCUUACGUGUAUAGCUAUUUAGCGUUUAUUGACUUUCUCACUGACAAAGACACUAAUUUGCUGGCUGAAAGAGGUAUUAUCACCAAUUGGGUUGGGAAGACAAGUUUGGUGGCAGACACGGUGAACAAGUUACGACGCAGCGUCUAUGUGGAUUCAGCUUCAUGGUAUUCAGGCAUUGCUAAUCGAUUGAAUGCUUACCACAAGAACCACUACAACAAAACUUGUGCUAUUUUGAAACGUAAUUACUUUGGUAAUUUGUGGACCGGGACAGCCACGGUUGCAGCAAUUCUUCUAUUGAUUUUAACAGCCGCUCAGACGUGGUUCUCAUAUUACAAAAUGAAACAGUCGAAUGAUGAUGGCCAAGUCCAACCCAAACAUGGCUAGCUACAAUGCGAGGACUAGUAUCAAGUACAGCGAGCUUAGGCACAUGGAUCUGUGAUUUGGCUAGUACCUAGUCCUAGUUUCUAUUUCCAUCCUUAGAAACUUCAUUCGUAUGUGUAACAGUGGGAGAUUGGUUUUUGCCCUUUUGCUCUUCAUUCUGCUUUUGUCAUUUUCCAUCCCAUGUAACUUGUUUGUAUUUCUCUGAUACUGGAGUUUGGUUUUGUUUCUUUGUGUUGCGUUUGUUUAAACUAUGUUUAUUUGGUUUCAGUUUUUGUCUC
Molecule: messenger RNA, 1143 nt
Organism: Capsella rubella
Lineage: Eukaryota; Viridiplantae; Streptophyta; Magnoliopsida; Brassicales; Brassicaceae
Exons: 2
Coding region: 362-868 (168 amino acids)
Source: RefSeq, a predicted model, not a curated record